Messenger RNA from Hemicordylus capensis (graceful crag lizard), 4960 nucleotides. RefSeq lists its product as uncharacterized. The transcript is spliced from 6 exons. The record is from RefSeq and is a predicted model, not a curated record. Lineage: Eukaryota; Metazoa; Chordata; Lepidosauria; Squamata; Cordylidae. Bases 3392 to 4150 code for a protein of 252 amino acids.
CUGAGUCAGACCAGUUGUCAGAGGUGUCCGGGAGGGAACCUGGAACCUUCUGCAUGCUGAUGCUCUUCCCAGAACAGCCCCAUCCCCUAAGGGGAAUAUCUUCCAGUGCUCACACAUGUUGUCUCCCAUUCAAAUGCAAACUAGGGCAGACCCUGCUUAGCAAAGGGGACAAUUCAUGCUCGCUCCCACAAGACCAGCUCUCCUCCUUUAGUGAGACUUGCUGGGGAGUGUUUCCUUCUAUAUAAAGCAAUAUUCAGAUGUGAACUAUUCUUCUCUCCCCUCUUAGGGUGUCCUUGUUGGUAUUACCUGGCCCGGAAGGACAGAGCUGAGACCACAGACAGCUCAGGAGAAGCAGCAGGGAGGCCGAGACGCCGAGGACAGCCACAGUUACUGCGUAGUUCAGGCAAUUCUCCUUCAGGUCUGCAGAGGGAGCUUUAAGAGGAGGAGGAAGAGAAGAAACAGGGGUGCUCAUGUCGGCCCUUGACAAAUUUGCUUUGGAUCUGGAUCCAGCCCAAAGGUUUAGGAGUCAGUCAGUGAAUUCCUGACAAAAUUACCAGCUUAGUGAUGGUCAUUGUGAAGUGGGAGGUUAAACAGUUUCUCUUUGUCCCCUUUCCAAGUAACAGAGAACAGAAACAGGACUGCCGGGGGCAAAUGAAGACCUUAUUAAAUAACUUCUCUUCUGAAUAUCCUAGUCUAGGCUUCAAGGUCAAAUUCCUAGGCGCCAUGGUUCCCUGGCACCUGGGAUUUCUCAAGCCCUGGCUUACAUCAUGACCUAACCUUGAGCAGCAACUUGGGGUCCAAUCCUGGGAAUGAGGCCCAGCCAACUUGAACAUUGGACCCAGUCCUGAGCCCCCAACUGGGUCCAGAGCCUGAAGAUCCUCCAUAACAGGAGCCCCCAGAGGCAGCCCCCACAUCCUUGACCAGAUCUACGCUGGGAACCUGGCACUUCUCCGGACCUGCAGCCAGACUGGUCUCCGCUCUCCAGGCAGGGAGGAGGGAGGGAUGGAGCCCAGAGACAGGGGAGGCCUCAGCCCAUCUCUGGCUGGCACUGCUUGCAAUCAGUGGCAAACUGGAUGCUCUCUGAGAUCCUGCAACUCUGAGCUGCCUUGCUUGCUGACAUCCCCAAAGACAACCCUGUGUUACCUCCCCAACCCCGCUCCCACCACACACAGAUUCUGGCCCCAUGAGUUUUUCUCAGAAAUGGCUGCUGUGUGUUGAAAAAGAACCCAACCACCCCACCUGACUUCCUGUUUCACGGUUAAACUGUAGGGGAGGGCAGGCCGCUCAGCAGGAUGGUCGUGCCCCAUUUCCCAGCAGAGGGGACUGCUGCUGGAAGGGGCCAUUUUGAGUAGGUCUGCCGUGCUGGGUCCUCCCACAGAAACAGAGCCUUCAAAAGUGGACUGAAACGUCCUACCCGUCAGGGGAAAGAGCAAACCAGCAAAGAGUUUUCAUGCAUGGGCUUGCUUAAGCUGCCUUGGAACCCCUCUUGUGAGUAUCUGAGCAUUGCAACCUGGGGAAGUGAGGCAUUUGUAAUGCCAAUGAGCAUUCUGGCCACAGCAGGCUUUGCAGUCACCUGGCAAAUCUGGUUGAAGCAAGAGCUGGGAGAAGCCUUAUGAUCAAGGGUCCCACACAAGCUCACUCACCUGUAGGGAAACUGAUGCUCUUUUUCACUGUGGUGUUGGAAGAGUUGAACCUGACUUCACAUGUGUAGCUUUUCUCACUCAUCUGUGAGUCCAUGGGAAGAGAAGGGAGACUGAUGAAGGUUAAGGAGCCGCUGCUGGUUCUCGCCAAAAAUGUCUGUUCCUCUUCCCAAAGAUCUCCAGAGAUGCUCCAGGACACCUGGACCAAGUUGGAUGCUCCAUGGACCACGCAAGCAAGACGGUCACUCUGCACAGACUUGGAUGUUGGAUGAGCAGAUGGGAGCAAAAGUAUCACCCGGGUGCUCGGGGUGUAACUGUCUGAUGGGGAGAAGUAAAGCAAAGAAUUCAGCCACGAGCCAUAUGGUUCAUGUGAAGAGAUGAUCAGGUCCUUAUUUCAGAACCUCAGUCUGGUGUUUGGCAAGUUGUGUUCUGGGGACCCCGAGGGCUGCAAGAAGUGUGGAAGGGGCCAGUGAUGUGGUGAGGGGCUAGGCUGGGGUGUUCUCACUUGGUGUUGCACACAAGAAAGCUGGAGGAUUGUGCACAAGAGAGGUCUUCUUCCCACCUUCUUGGGGGACCAGGCCAGGCCAACCACAUCAGCAGGAAGGACCGCCGGACACUUUCACACCUAACACAGGAGGCGAGAAGCAGAGGUUCUCUUAGCCCUGGACUUCUGGGCCGAAAUCCAGGGCCUCCACACCCCCUGGGCUCCCCCAAAUCCUCUUUAGCUGGUCCCAGGUGGUUUGGUCACUGCUAGACGGCUAAGCAUGGCCUCUUUGAGGAAAAGAAAUAUGUGGGAUAGGAAUAUGUUAAGUUGUGUGUUGAAAUAUUUCUGCUAAUGCAUAUUUGCAUCAAUGUACCCGUUCUAAUUAUUUAUUUCAUUUUUAGACUGCCCCAUCCAAUGGCUCUGGGUGGUACACAAGUAAAAACCAAAAACAAACACAAUUUAAAACAAACUGCUUAAAACAAUAGAAAAACAAAUUUAACACAAUUCAGAGGCAUUUAAAACCAAUUUAAAAACAUUGAAGAACAACUUAGAAACCUUGGAAGGCCAGGCCAAACAAGUACGUUUUUAGGGCUCUCUUGAAGGCCAACAAUGAGCCCAAACUACGGAUAUGUGCCGGGAGUGCAGCAUUCCACAGGCCAGGAGCAGCUGCAGAGAAGGCCCGGCUCCGAGUUGCCACCGGAUGAACCGGUGGUAACUCUCCAGGGUGCUUUCCAAGUUGCGAGCCUUACACCACAAAAAGCGAUGUAAACUUCAGCAUGGUGCCAAAUUCAAACCGCAUUAGAGAUCCAUUGUAAGGGGCAAGCCUCCUACAACGGGCAAAUACAGCUUUUUUUUGCAACGGACUAGCAACAUGGUAACACUAUAAUGCAAAGAUAAAAUUCUAAAGAAGGUGUCAGAAAUAUGAACGGCACCUUCCCUACAAUGCAGGGGCUGCAAUGUCAAAACACAGGCAAAUCGGAAGCACACUUAAGGGACCCGUUGUGACACUGUGAUAGCGUGCCAUCUGGAGAGCGCCCAGAUGACCUCAACAUGUGAUGGGGAUCAUACAGAAGAAGGCACGCUCUAAGAUGCUGAAUCUCAGGGAAAUACAAGAAUACCACAAAAACUGGCCCAGAGACGGGCAUCUCCUGGAGAGACCCUAAGGAUCAGUUGCAUCCUUCCUUAUGGAGUUUAUACCAGGGGGGUGACCUGGUACAAGGAAGACCAAGACAGAAGCCUGCACAUAAUUAACCAGAGUUAUGAAGACAUGACAGCAGGACAAAACUUCCCAGGUCAAGUCAUUCUGACCCUCAGGCAUGUGCAGAGAAAGGACUCCAGGGUUUAUUAUUGCUGUGCCACAAACACCAAGGAAGGAUUCAGAAUCCUGAAUGGGUCGAGACUCAUCGUCAGAGAUGCCUCUGGGUCAAGCGCUUCCAUCCUGGCACCUUCCUUUUUGGAGGGGGCUCAACUUAGUCACCACAUCCCCCUACUCUGCUUCUUCUAUGACGGACACCCUGACCGGGAUACUGUCUCCUGGGAUAUUCAUGGAAAAACAUUUGAGCAGCAGGACGGUGACAUGAUUGACGGGGAAGGAGCCUUCAGCAUUUGGAGUUUGCAGCUGAUGCCUCCAGAGUUCUGGACCGAAGGGAUGUCUUAUUCCUGCUCCGACCAAGAGAACAGGAACCUCAGUGCUGUGGUACCCACCAACACAGUGCCCACAAACACAGGAAGCUGCCGUCCCAUUUUAUACAUCGGGCUGCCCUGUAUCGCUGCCCUCCUGCUGAUCUCUGCCUGGGUCUUGCUCUUCAGCAAGCAUCUUGGCAAAGGGGAUGGAGAGAAACUAGAUGCUCAAAUACCCAUCGAGGAAACCCCACAGCAUCCUCUGAUGACCAUGAUCUUGCUGUUUUGUGCAUCAGCUCUGGGCAGAUGUCUUCUCCAUUCAGCUGAUGGCAGGACAGUGUGCACACACCGCAGAAAGACAUCAUUCAAAGAGGAUGAGUUUGCUCCCAUCUCUGCUAAUUUCUAAUGCCCAGAAACCGAAACAGAGAACUGCUUAGAACUGGAUUAACUGGUCCCUGCGUCUACUUUGGCCACUGACCUCUCCCUUGGAAGUCCUUUUCUGAGGCCUUUGUGGGCAGGCAACCAUUUUGCUGGCUUUUCUAUGUCAACACUGGGAGACCUUCCUUUUUGUGAAGAACAGAAGAACAGCCCUGCAGGAUCACACCCAAAUCCCAUCCAGUCCAGCACCCUUUUCACACAGUGGCCCACCAGAUGCCCUGGGGAGCCACACAACCAGGAGAUGAAGGCUAUCUCUUUCUUCUCCUGCUGCUGCUCCUCUGCAACCAGGAUUUGAUGGCUAUAGCCAUCAGGAUCAGUAGCCACGGAUGGAAUUGUCCUCCACUAAUUUGCCUAAGCUCUGCUUAAGGUUAUCCAAGCUGGUGGCCAUCACCACAUCCUGGGGUGGAGAAAGUAGCCUUGGAGGUGGAUUCCGGCCAAGGAGCGAGUCGAGCAACCCUUCUAGUGGGAAUGGAGGACUAGAAACACAUUUGGAAGAAGACCCCAUUGUCACUGUAACAUCCCCUGGGAAACCCAGAACAAUGUCCAGGGUAGCGGGAAAUGGUGGGAUGGCAGCUUCUCAUCAAAGGGGACCAUUCGGGAGGAGGAAAUCCUUCCCCACCCAACAGCCCCACGCUUGCCCCUUUCAGGAGCGGAGGGGCAGGAUCGCUUUCCUGAUGGCCCUGAUCCAGGCCUGCCAGGAAGCCAUCCGGAGGGGGGAGCAGCGCCUUCCGUUCUCGAAAGGGCUGGCCGCCCAGGCCGUGCUGGUGAGUGAUUUGGG